Molecule: messenger RNA, 1653 nt
Organism: Thelazia callipaeda (thelaziosis nematode)
Lineage: Eukaryota; Metazoa; Nematoda; Chromadorea; Rhabditida; Thelaziidae
Source: the annotation of a GenBank genome assembly
AUGAAUCGGGAAAGUAGUCGUGAUAAAUUCAAUGGAGGUGGUCGUGGCUUUGGUAGUGGAGGUGGGAGGGGGGGAACGAGUAGUCGUGGUGGCCUACGUUCAUUUGGUGGUCGUGUUGGUGGAUCUGGAGGUAGUGGACGUUUCGGUAGUGACAGAAAAUAUGAUUUCGGUAAUCGUUCUGGAGGAAAUAGUCUUCGUCCAAUUGACUGGACUCGUGAAAAUUUACGACCAUUUGAAAAGAACUUUUAUCACGAGCAUUCUGCUGUUACACGCCGAGAACAGGUCGACUUGGAUAAAUGGUUUACGGACAAUCAAGUUACUGUGGAAGGGAAUGACCUUCCUCGUCCAGUUUUUGAAUUUCCUGAAGCAGGUUUCCCUCCAAUCAUCACUGAGAUGCUUUAUGCACAUUUCCAGAGACCGACAGUUAUUCAAUCGAUUUCAUGGCCAAUUGCUUUGAGUGGUAGAGAUAUGGUUUCUAUUGCGAAAACCGGUUCUGGAAAAACUUUAGCGUUUAUCCUUCCUGCUAUUGUUCACACGGCUAGUCAACCACCGAGAGGUCAUCAGAAAAGUCCCUCUGUAUUAGUUCUUUUACCAACUAGAGAACUUGCUCAGCAGGUUGAAGAAGUCGCAAAAGACUAUUGCAGGGCUACAAGUUUAUCAAUAACUUGUUUAUUUGGUGGUGCUCCUAAAGCAGCACAAGCUCGUGAUCUUGAAAGAGGUGUUGAUAUCAUAAUUGCGACACCAGGACGUUUGAUGGAUUUCUUAGAACUGGGCAAAACCGAUCUUCGAAGAUGCACAUAUCUUGUGCUUGAUGAAGCCGAUAGAAUGUUAGACAUGGGAUUCGAGCCGCAGAUUAGGAAGGUUGUAUCUCAAAUACGACCAGAUCGGCAGACACUAAUGUUUUCGGCAACUUGGCCAAAAGAUGUUAGAAAAUUAGCUAUGGAUUUCCUAACGGAUGCAGCUCAUUUGAAUGUUGGCUCAUUAGAAUUGUCUGCAAAUCAUAAUAUAACACAAAUUAUUGAAAUCAUUGAUGAAUCAAAUAAGCAGCAGCGUCUUAUGACUAUACUUGGGGAAAUCAUGAAUAAGGAAGAUCUUAAAGAGAUCUUGCAGGAAGAUUGUAAGACUAUAAUAUUUGUGGAAACAAAGCGUAAAGCAGAUGAUUUAACACGUUGGAUGCGAAGAGAUGGUUGGCCAGCUCUGUGUAUUCAUGGUGACAAAGGACAGUCGGAACGUGACUGGGCACUAAAUGAAUUUCGGACUGGCAAAACACCAAUUCUUUUAGCAACUGACGUUGCUGCCCGCGGAUUGGAUGUUGACGAUAUAAAGUAUGUAAUAAACUUUGACUAUUCAAAUAAUUCGGAAGACUAUGUACAUCGUAUUGGGCGGACAGGUCGACGAGAUAAAACCGGUAUCGCGUAUACUUUCUUCACUUAUGCAAACGCAGCAAAAGCCAAAGACUUAAUAAAGGUUUUGGAGGAAGCGAAUCAAGCAAUACCUGUAGAGUUGCAGCAAAUGGCAAAAGAUAACUAUACUGGAGGACGUGCGAGGUAUGGUGGAGGAUACAAACGGAGUUAUAGCGGUGGAAGCAGCGACUUUGCUAAAAAGCCUCGGUUUGAUGCGUCUAGCCGGUUGAAUUACGGCGAAAGUUGGUGA